AUGGCUCUUGAAUACCUAUCCAGCGACAUUGUAUUUCCUUCAGACUCUACUGAGCCAAAGUUGGCGACAACAACCGUCUCCAAACUGCCAGGCCCAGUCGAUUGGGCUUUUCACGAUUAUUACAGCACGGCAUGUGAGAAGGCAAGCCUGCCGGUUCAUUCGAUCACCGACUAUGCCCAAUGGACAAAACACCACGACGACGACGAAGUGGACAACGACGCCGGUGACAGCAUUCUGAAAAAGAGCAGCACUCAUCGAACAAAACAAGACGAGCAGCUACUUUACCUUUUCGGCAAACGAUCUGCAACGGCAGCAGCACCAGGAGCAACAACAACAACAAGUUCACCACCGCCGGUACCACAAUCACCUAGCGAGACAACAGCAUCUAAUUUACGCGCCGCGCUCUGCGGAGCACUGGAACAUGUGGAUAACGCGAUGCAAGACAAUCACCUUACUCGUCUCGACAAAUAUACCCCUACAAGCUACCAAAGCAAUAAGGAGUAUCGAUGGGAGGACGAAGUCCUGUAUGGCUCGUUGAGCUUUGCACCGGAAGCGGCUUCCGGAGGCGUCGGUGGCGUCGGUGCCACUGGAGCCGAUUUGUUUCUUCCGACAUCCACAACACCAAUUGGCGCAUCAGAAGCAGCACACCAUCGGUUCCAUGAUGACCAUGGCGACUUCUUAUACGAGCGACGCUCUUUAUCAGACGACGAUGACGACGACCUGGUGCUCGGUAGUCCUAACAGUAGCAGCCAUGGCGGGCCUGUCCUGUUGAAUUCUUCCGGAAUCACAUCCUACAUUACAUCCUCCAUCCAUCCUCGUCAUGAACAACCGCCAUCUGAACCGGCGUAUUAUCCGCCAUUGGCUGCAGCUGCACCUUCACCAGCAGCACUGUCACCAUCGUCUACUGCUGCACGUGUCGAAAUACCGCCCCCACCACCUGCCGUCGAAGGCAAGCCGACUAUUGCCAAGUCCAAAGUGUGGCAAGGUCUCGUCGGUCGUCUUAAAAAGAACCUCGCAAAGCCAUUCAGACCACAGUCGUCAUUGUCAUCAGCAUCAGAAGCUCUUUCUGCUGCUACUACUACUACUACUACGUCCGCUGGUACAGCACAUUUUUCGUCGAGUAGUAGGUCACCACCUUCUGCUCAACCACAUGGACGGCUCAAGCGGUUGCUUUUUAAACCACGUCAAAAUUAA
Molecule: messenger RNA, 1194 nt
Organism: Zychaea mexicana
Lineage: Eukaryota; Fungi; Mucoromycota; Mucoromycetes; Mucorales; Lichtheimiaceae
Exons: 1
Coding region: 1-1194 (397 amino acids)
Source: RefSeq, a predicted model, not a curated record